Molecule: messenger RNA, 1812 nt
Organism: Acanthosepion pharaonis
Lineage: Eukaryota; Metazoa; Mollusca; Cephalopoda; Sepiida; Sepiidae
Source: the annotation of a GenBank genome assembly
AUGUAUGACAAUAGUAAAGAAGAAUUCUGCUUUCCGGGCAACCUAAAGAACGAUGUAUACCACAAGACAGAAAUUGAUAAUAAUACCCCCCAUGUAUGGCGCUCAACCAAACUGUCAUCCGAUAAGAUGGAAGCCUUAAAAAAAGCUCUGAACUGUUAUUCGCAAUGUUGUCCUGAUGAAGUUUGUGAAAAGGGCAGAAAUCUUUUGGAGAGCCUGAGGAAAAACAUUCAGCUCUAUAAAGUGGUUGAUUGUAAUGAACGGCAGAUUUUGGAAUAUCUACUGGAACAUUGUGAAAACUGUACUGAAUAUUAUUGUAUUGCUCCUGGAUGUAAUCUGACUGACAAGUCUGUGGAUUCAAUUGCAGAACUAAUUGAUCGUAUCAAUAAUAAGAAUUGUCUGGAACUCAAAUAUUCCCCAAGCGCCAAGUUUUACAGUUUUUCCAGCAACUGUUGUGUGAAGUGCCCACAGGAUGUCAGUGAAACAACAAUGUAUUCAUUCACCUCCCCGAAUUCUAUAAGUAUCUAUCAAAACAACAAUAAAUGGGCCAAAAUAACUGUGUUUGAUGAAAUAAUGGAGGGCACCUUACCAUUGCUGAAAAAAGUUGGACAUUUAAGCAACCACAUGAAUAUUCUUCCAAUUGAUUGGUUAAUUUAUGAUCAGUGUAUCUCCUAUAGUACAGACCAUUAUGCAGAACCACUUAAAUAUAAGCUGUCAUUUAAUGGUAUCAGCAAAAGGCAAAUUAUUUUACAGUUAAUAGAUGCUGCCUUGUACCUCAAUGUCAAUAGGAUUGCUUUCCUGGCAUGGACAACUGAAAACAUCUGCUUCCGGAAUGGAACUGCAAGGUUGACUAACUUCCACAUGGGUUCUGCGUUAUUCGAUGAGUUUGAUACCGGACUCAUCAAAAGCCUUUUAUAUCCGACAGUUGUUCCACCAGAGCUUAACUCCAAAAAUGUAACGCUUCACAAGGCUGAUGUAUGGGGUGUUAGCUGCUUGUUAUUUGAGCUUAUCACUCAUGAGGUUGUGCACUCUCACUUGCAACACAUUGAAAGAGAAUUGGUAUGGAGACUGCUGGAUGAAAAUGGCUGGAUACCGAAAUAUUCAUUUGAUGAUCGUCGACUUGAGAGUAUUUUUCAGAAAGGAUGGAAGUCAUUUCAUCUUCUUUUUUCGUAUUUUUCAUCAUCAUUCCUUCUUCUUUUCGUCAUCUUUUUUCUUCUUCUUUUUGUCGUCGUCUUCUUCUUCUUUUCUUCUUCUUCUUUUCUUCUUAUUUUUGUCGUCGUCUUUUUCUUCUUCUUCUUCUUUUCUUCUUAUUUUUGUCGUCUUUUUCUUCUUCUUCUUUUCUUCUUAUUUUUGUCGUCGUCUUUUUCUUCUUCUUUUCUUCUUCUUUUCUUCUUCUUCUUUUCUUCUUAUUUUUGUCGUCUUUUUUUUUCUUCUUCUUCUUCUUUUUUUCUUCUUUUCUUUUCUUCUUCUUUUCUUCUUCUUCUUUAUUUCUUAUUUUUUUUUCGUUUCUUCUUCUUCUUCUUUUCUUCUUCUUUUUCUUCUUCUUCUUUUCUUCUUUUCUUCUUCUUUUCUUUUUCUUCUUUUCUUCUUCUUUUCUUAUUUUUGUCGUCGUCUUUGCUUCUUCUUCUUUUCCUCUUUUCUUUUUUUCUUCUUCUUCUUCUUUUCUUCUUAUUUUCAACGUCGUCGUCUUUUAGGGAGAAUUCUUCUUUUAUUUUCAUUUUUCUUUAUUUCAUUCUUUCAUUCUUCUUCUUCUUCUUCUUCUUCUUCUUCUUCUUCUUCUUCUUCUUUACCGUUUCCAUUCUGGAAUUUGCUUAA